Messenger RNA from Hipposideros armiger (great roundleaf bat), 1573 nucleotides. RefSeq names its product chromosome unknown C11orf97 homolog (gene CUNH11orf97). The transcript has 4 exons. The record is from RefSeq and is a predicted model, not a curated record. The coding region runs from base 397 to 879 and encodes 160 amino acids. Lineage: Eukaryota; Metazoa; Chordata; Mammalia; Chiroptera; Hipposideridae. Gene Ontology annotation, cellular component: ciliary base.
ACCUGCUUCCGCCCCUACGUGUUCCAGGUGGCGAUCUAUUCUCUGGGCUUUGAUGCCAGACUUUGAAUUCAGAUUCCAGCUGUGCCACUUUCUACCUGUACAGCUUGAGGCGAUUUCCUUAGCUUUUCUGAAUCUCAGUUCAAUCGUAAAGCCUCUCUUGCGAAAUUUGUUUGAGGAAAGAUUAACGACAAAUCCGUUGCUUUGGUCAGUGACUAAUUGCCACUCCCUAACUUCAGCUCCUUCUUGUGCUCCAGGGAUGCCUGAGGCCUAGGAGAAGUCCGUUGAGAGCGUCUGAGGGCGGGAGGAUCCGCAGUCACCAUGGCAACCGGAGACGCCUGGCGUUCUCCAGCCGCCUGCAGAGGAGCUGAGUAGGCCAGCCGCUAAGACCUCCGCAGCAUGAGUGGGGAGGAGGCGUUGGUGACUACGGUGACGGCGCCCGAGGCGAGCCGCGAUGGGGAGCAGCUGGCCGGUUGGGGAUGCUGGACACGCGGGGAGCACGGCAUCGAUGGCCCACAGGAGUCCCGCAAACAGUGGAAGAAAUUUUUAUAUUGUGAGCCACAUAAGAGAAUUAAGGAAGUACUGGAAGAAGAACUUUAUAUUAAGAGAGAUGAAUGCCACGUUAAAAACCUACCUGCAGUGGCCCUGGAAGGAAUUUGGAGCAUAAAAAGGAAUCUCCCCGUGGAAGGGUUGAAGCCAGGACUGCUGAGCAGAAACACCUUAUUGCCACAAGUCAAGUACUAUUCGAGGCAUGGAGGGCUGAGAAGUAAGACCCCAAUAUCCUUGACUUCCCUCAAAGCCCCUGAGGAUGUUCAACAGUUUACAGAUAAGAAGAAUACAUUUUUUGCUGUUGAGAAGAAGUCUCCUUCUCCUGAUGUCUAAAGAACAGAGAAGAAACAAAGAAACCCAAGCUUGUUGCACAGUUUAAGAUUUGUUUAAAAAAAUAUAUAUUAAUCUAUAAUUUCUAUUAUUAAUUCCUAUCUAUAAAUUAAUCCACAGUAAUGACAGACUACUGGUAACAUUUGCAAAGAACCUGGAAACAAUGAAGGAAACUAUUAAACUUAUAUGUAAUUGUCACAGUUGGAAUACAUUGGGCUUCUAAUUCAGAUUAUUUUAUUAAAUAUGUAAAACAUGAUAAAACAAAGGCAUGUUUAUUGAGUCUUUACUUCAAGGUAAACAUUGUAAACCUUAACCUUUUACUAGGGUAUCAUGUUCAUCCAUUCAAAACAAAACAAAACAGAAGUAAAUCCAUGUAUAGGUACAGGUUAGUAAAUGAAUGACAUAGAUGAAAAGUCUCUGACUCAGAGACAACCGUUUUCAUGCUAGCCUUGAUAGAGCUCAUCAUUUUUCUAGAAUUUGUCCACUAAAUAGUAAGCAACCAGGAAAUUUAUGGAGAAAUCUUAAAAAAAAAAAAAAGAAUUUUGCUAAUACUACUAGGUUAAAAAGAGGUUAAAAAAAGGAGGAAAAAACCAACCUACCCCCCACUCCAGUUGUCAAAAGUAAUAUAUGUGCAGUAGAAAAAUUGGAAAAUAAAGAAAAAAGUCAUCUGUAUUUCAAUUCCCAGAAAAAACCACUG